AUGGCUCCACCAAGCGUGGCCCCGGGCUCCAAGCUCGCAGAGAAACCCGUCGCCAACUCGUCCAAGACAAUUGCGAAGAAGCAGAAGAAGACGAGCUACAAGUCCGAUGGCGUCAAGGACAAUGACGUCUUUCUGCUUCCCGGCACAGACUACCAGAUUGUUGUCGCUCUGACCAUUCUCGCCGCCAUUGUGCGCCUGUUCCGCAUCUACCAGCCCUCCAGCGUCGUCUUCGACGAGGUCCACUUCGGUGGCUUCGCGUCGAAAUACAUCAAGGGAAAAUUCUUUAUGGAUGUCCAUCCACCUCUCGCCAAGAUGCUUAUCGCGUUGACCGGCUGGCUCGCUGGCUUCGAUGGCAACUUCGACUUCAAGGAGAUUGGCAAGGACUACGUUGAGCCUGGCGUACCCUACGUGGCCAUGCGCAUGUUCCCUGCCAUCUGCGGCAUCCUUCUCGCGCCCGCCAUCAUCAAGUGGGUUGGCCUCUUCACCAUUGCCUGGGUCGGCAGCUUGACGCUGGUCCAGCUGUGGGUUCUGCUCGGCGACACCAAGACGGUCACUCUGCGCAUCUGGUUCAAGCACUUCUUCGCCCGGGUCUUCUGCCUCAUCGUCAUUCCUCUGACUUUCUACCUGGCCAUGUUCGCCAUUCACUUUGUGUGCCUCGUCAACCCUGGCGACGGCGACGGCUUCAUGAGCUCCGAGUUCCAAUCGACCCUCAACAACAAGGGCAUGAAGGAUGUAGCGGCCGAUGUCAUCAUGGGUAGCCGCGUCAGCAUUAGGCACGUCAACACACAGGGCGGUUACUUGCACUCGCACCCCUUGAUGUACCCCACCGGCAGCAAGCAGCAGCAGAUCACCCUGUACCCCCACAAGGAUGACAACAACGUCUGGAUGCUGCAGAACCAAUCGCAGCCUCUUGAUAUCAAUGGCCUGGCGAUCAACGGCACCAAUGCUUGGGAUGACCUGGACCCCAUCUACAUCAAGAACGGCGCCGUCCUUCGCCUGUACCACACUCAGACCAACCGACGUCUCCACUCCCACGAUGUCCGCCCUCCUGUCACCGAGGCUGACUGGCAGAACGAAGUCUCUGCCUACGGAUACGAGGGUUUCGACGGUGAUGCCAACGAUUACUUCCGCGUCGAGAUCGUCAAGAAGCAGUCUAUCAGUGCUGUCGCCAAGGAGCGUCUCCGCACCAUCGAGACCAAGUUCAGGCUCGUUCACGUCAUGACCGGUUGCGUUCUCUUCUCGCACAAGGUCAAGCUCCCCGACUGGGCUUCCGAGCAGCAGGAGGUCACCUGCGCCAAAGGUGGUACCCUUCCCAACAGCCUGUGGUACAUUGAGGCCAACCAGCAUCCCAAACUCGGAGAAGAUGUCGAGAAGGUCAACUACCGUCACCCUGGCUUCUUCGGCAAGUUCUGGGAGCUGCAGCGCGUCAUGUGGAAGACCAACGCUGGCCUCGUCGAUUCUCACGCCUGGGACUCCCGUCCCGAGGCCUGGCCCGUCCUGAAGCGAGGCAUCAACUUCUGGGGCAGGCAGAACCGCCAGAUUUAUCUCCUCGGCAACCCCGUCGUCUGGUGGAGCUCUACUCUGGCCAUCGCCGUAUACGUUCUCUUCAAGGCGUUUGCCAUUCUUCGCUGGCAGCGCAACUGCGGUGAUUACUCCAACACCAUUUUCAAGCGUUUUGACUACGAGAUCGGAACCUCCGUUCUCGGCUGGGCUUUCCACUAUUUUCCUUUCUACCUCAUGGCUCGUCAGCUUUUCCUGCACCACUACUUCCCUGCUCUUUACUUUGCCGUCAUUGCCUUCUGCCAGAUCUUCGAUUUUUUCACUGCCCGACUUCCCAUCUUCCAGAAGAACACUAUUGUCAACAAGGCCGGCGCCGUCAUUUUCCUCGCUCUGACCGUCGUCGUCUUUGUUCUCUUCUCUCCCCUUGCCUAUGGCAACCAGUGGACCAAGGCCGAGUGCAACCGUGUCAAGCUUUUCGGCACUUGGGACUUUGACUGCAACACCUUCCCCACGGACUAUGCUCAGUACUCGCAGACUGCAACCGUCUCUUCCGCCGGCGCCGAGCAGACGCCUUCAAAGCCUUCGAAGAAGAAGUCCAAGAAGCCCAAGGCCGCCAAGGGCGCUGUCGUUGAGAACGAAGCGGCAGACGCCCAGAAGCCCCUCGAGAACGUCAACGAGGAGGCUGUUUCGGGCGCCGCAGAGAUCCCCGCGGAUCGCAUCGUGGCCCGUGAGGAGCGCAUCGAGUACCGCGACCAGGACGGCAACCUGCUCGACGACGAGCAGGUCAAGGCUCUCGAGGGCAAGGUCGAGUUCAAGACCAAGUACGAGACGCGCACUCGCGUCGUCGACGAAAACGGCAACGAGGUGCAAGUCCCCGGCGAGGAGGCCGGCGUCGUUGCCCCCCCUCACCCUGACGUUGAGGGCGUCGACCCUGAGACGAAGCAGAAGGUCGCGGACGCCGACUCCAAGGUGCCUGAGGCUGCCGAGAGCGUCAAGGGCGAGCGUGAGGCCGAGCAGAAGAAGCCCAAGCCCGCCAGUGAGGGUGGCAAGGAGGCCACCGUCAAGGAGGAGCUGUGA
Molecule: messenger RNA, 2577 nt
Organism: Verticillium dahliae VdLs.17
Lineage: Eukaryota; Fungi; Ascomycota; Sordariomycetes; Glomerellales; Plectosphaerellaceae
Product: dolichyl-phosphate-mannose-protein mannosyltransferase
Exons: 5
Coding region: 1-2577 (858 amino acids)
Biological process (GO): protein O-linked glycosylation via mannose
Cellular component (GO): endoplasmic reticulum; membrane
Molecular function (GO): dolichyl-phosphate-mannose-protein mannosyltransferase activity
Source: RefSeq, a predicted model, not a curated record